AUGACGGAGAAGAUCUGCUUUGACAGGAACUCUGUUAGCUCGGUCCACGACUUUCAAGUCAAAGGAACCUUCAGGAUCUUUACGGAGACUUUUCUCAGCGAUUUGUUGAUCGACAACGAGUGCCAAUGCGAAGGCGAGCCAGUGAAUCCGGUUCUUCCACUUGAGCUGGUCUUUGUCAUCGACGGAUCUGACUCGUUCAACCAAGGAGUUAGAAACCAGCGGGGACUGAUUGAAAAGGAGGCGUCUUUCAAGUACACUUGCGAGUGGGUGGCGAACUUCGUCAAGUCAAUCAAUCCAUCACAUUACCCGGCGGUGGUUGUCUCUGUUUUCCAGUUCUCUGGGCAGAAGUCGCACGAGGCCCGCUACAAACCUGGAUCGGGCGGCCUUGCUUCCACCUCGAUCGAUGGCGUCAAGGACUGGCACUACAAGACGAUCCUCAAGCCAACUCUUCUCCGCCCGAACAUGUCUACGGUCAAUCUUGUCGACACAAUCAAGAAGCAAGAGCAGCUCGACUCCAACUGUCAACUUUUCCUCUGUCUCCAAGAUUUGGGUAUGAGCAACUUUCUUGCGCAAAUGGACCAGGCAGUGCCGAGAGAACUAGGCGCAACAGCAGUCGAACGGGCAAUGAUAAUCCUGACAAACGGAAACAAUUGGGACCUCAAUACAUUGAAGCGAUGGGACGAGCCCACUGUCGUCACAGAUAAGGCACGUGUGGCCGCACUGCUCAGCAAAUCGUACAACAACGUCGUCCCAAUCUGCGUCCAAGACGAGCCGCUCGACCCAGAAGCCAAACAAUUCGUCAGCUCCAAGCUUUCCAAGCCGCGCAACACAGGCAUCGUCGUCGAAAACAACAAAUUUUUCGAGCAAUUGGCCGCCGCCAAGACUGCUCUCCUGCAACGACUAAAGCUCAACUGA
Oikopleura dioica is the source of this 915-nucleotide messenger RNA. The record is from the annotation of a GenBank genome assembly. NCBI's taxonomy places the organism in Eukaryota, Metazoa, Chordata, Appendicularia, Copelata, Oikopleuridae.